AUGAGCUUUCGACAAUUUUCUAGGAAAUUCAAGAAGAGUUUCAACAAAAAUUUGAGUCGGUUGGCUUUCAAUUUGCAAAAUGGUGAGCUUUAGGGGGAAUCUUGGUUAAAAACAUUUUGUUGCUGAAAUUUCAGAGUCAGAAAUAUUUCUAGAGAAUAGAUGUUUUGACUAACACCAUCUGUAUAUGGUAGGGGAUUUUUAAAAAAUAGAACCCGGUAAUUCAACACAUGUUUUCGUGUAUAAUUUAAAGUUUGAAUUUUUUUUCAGAAAUCUUUUCUGUUUAUUCUUUAUCAAAUUGUUGAGAAUCGGGUUUAUGUGUUGUAAAUUUAUAGUGUUACAUAGAAAUUUUUGAAAUGAUAAUCUGAAAUUUUAACACAUGCCGUCAUUUAGAACCACACAUCAGCUAGAAAUAAAAAAAAAUGUUUGGAAUAAUAUGUUUUUCUCUGUUGUGUUUUACUGUAUAUUCAAGUUGUGACAUACAUUUUUAACUAUGUAUUUCGUUCUCACACUAAUAUAUUGAUUUACCUAUUCUCCCAACAAUUAUCAAAAACAUAGCACAUAAAAUUGAAAAUAAAACAAUACAAGAUAAAACAAGAACUGAACAUUUCCAAAAAAAAAUGAACGUUUCGAAAUAGAACAGCAAAAUCGAUAAAGUUCAGAUUAUGCAAAAUCCACCUGCAAUAUUUUUAGCCGCAUUUUUUUUCUUAAAUAGCCAAAAAAAAACUUCCAGACACAAAUCAAAGGACAAGUUGGAAUGUUUUAAUAACUGGUGGCGGUGGUCAUUUGGCUGAAAAUUUGGUGCAAAAGUUAGUGGAAAAUGCGCGCGAUGAACUUCGACCAGAUGUUGUUGCACAUUUGGAAUCGCAAGAUCUUCAUCUAGAGAAUCAAAGUGGGCAGAGAACUAAUGCGAGGGUUUUCAAAAAAAGAAUUGAGCUCGCUAUUAGUCGAAAAAUGUCUUCUCAUAUUCAAAUUGUUCUGCUUGACUUGUUGCAGCCGAAUGAAGAAUUACUUCGAAAUGAUUACACAAAAUAUAUCAAUGUGAGCAGUUAUUUUUCGAAGAUAUGUACAUAAAUGAAACUUUUUUUGUAGGGAUCAUUUACUGACUAUGAAAUUAUGAAAGAUGCUCUGCAAAACAUUGACACAGUAUUUCAUUUGGCUGCUGUUGGGAUGACUGGGCAAUACGCUACAGAUAGAAAAGCGUGUAUGGAUAUAAAUGCUGUAGGAACAAUGAACUUACUAUCCUGGAGUAGACAAAAUGGUGUGAAAAGGUUCAUUUAUUCGUCUUCAAUUGGUGUGGUUUUCAAUGGUGAACCCUUGAAUAAUGUGACAGAAGAAAAGGAACAUUCAGAAAAUGUAAGAAAAAACAAAAAAAGUCCUAGCACGAGUGGGGUUCGAACCCACGCGGAUUUCGCAUCCAUUGGAACUUAAGUCCAACGCCUUAACCACUCGGCCAUCGUGCUGACGAGAAUUGUUUGUAAACAUAGCAAACACACAAAACGGACCGCCCCCAAAAGGAAAUGAUUUAUUUUUCCCUCUCUUCCAGCAAAAAAAUCAAGCGCAUUCGUGUAACAUACAUAAAUAUGAUUGUUUUUUUCAGUUUUACAAUUAUUAUUGUGAAUCGAAAGCGCAUGCCGAAAUAAUUGUUCAAAAUGCGUCUUGUGAUGAAUUGAAAACUACGGUUUUGAGAUUCAAUGGAAUUUAUGGGCCUGGUGAAAAAAGAGUUACGGAAAGAGUUGUGAAAUUUAUGCUUUCUGGUUGGUGGAUUGCGAUUUGUGAACCGAAUGGAAUUGAAGCACAAACUCAACUAUCUUCUGUUGAUAAUUGUGUUCAAGGAUUGGUGAAAGCUGAAAUUGCUCUGAAAGUUAAAAAUUCAAAACACGGAGAGGUGAGAAGACUAAUUUAUGUUUGACUUUUUUUAAAUUGGAAGCCUACCGGAUCCCCCUUCUAAUCUGAAAUUCCAGAUUUACAACAUCAUGGAUCGCGAUCCAGUUGGAACAUUUAGUUUUUGGACACCUCUCAACCAAGCCCUUGGCUUCACUGACCACAUGAUCAAUAUCCCACCUUGGAUUCUGAAGUUUGGCGGAUUCUUCUGUCAAAAUGUUGCUAAUUUUUUCAAAGUCGACCCAUUUAUGACAUCUUUAGAAGUCGAUUUACUCACAGUUAAUAACACGUUUUCAAUUGAAAAAGCCUGUGAGCAAAUCGGUUAUGAUCCAGCGCCAAGUUCUAUGCCAGAGGUAUAAAAAUUAUAUUUUUUCGAAAUUCUAAUGAAUCAAUUUUUUAAAGAUCGUAGAGAUGUAUGGGAAUCAACAGACCGCCGAAGAUAAAUUGAAACGAAAAAAGUUUUUCUUGUGGAGAAUGAUUUUCAUUAUUUUUGCAAUCAUUUCAUUGAUUAUCCCAAUUGUAUAUUUUUCCUGGAAAAAUCUUAUUGAUUGCUACAUUUUUCUAAACUUUUAUGUGAAAUUCUUGUAUAAGAAAUUUCAUGACUUAUACCAUUCACAAAACUAA
Messenger RNA from Caenorhabditis angaria, 2505 nucleotides. NCBI's taxonomy places the organism in Eukaryota, Metazoa, Nematoda, Chromadorea, Rhabditida, Rhabditidae. The record is from the annotation of a GenBank genome assembly.